Rattus rattus (black rat) is the source of this 1863-nucleotide messenger RNA. It is a transcript of the gene Ddx56, whose product is annotated as DEAD-box helicase 56. The transcript is spliced from 14 exons. Lineage: Eukaryota; Metazoa; Chordata; Mammalia; Rodentia; Muridae. Bases 25 to 1665 code for a protein of 546 amino acids. Gene Ontology annotation, molecular function: nucleic acid binding; RNA helicase activity; ATP binding. The record is from RefSeq and is a predicted model, not a curated record. Gene Ontology annotation, cellular component: nucleolus.
CACUGUCAGCGUGGAAGUCACGCCAUGGAGGACCAAGAAGCGCUGGGUUUUGAACACAUGGGGCUGGAUCCUCGGCUCCUGCAGGCUGUCACCGACUUGGGCUGGUCGCGACCUACGCUAAUCCAGGAAAAGGCCAUACCUCUGGCGCUGGAGGGGAAGGACCUCCUGGCCCGCGCCCGCACAGGCUCCGGGAAGACCGCAGCUUAUGCUAUUCCGAUGCUGCAGUUGCUUCUCCACAAGAAGGCGACAGGUCCUGUAAUGGAACAAGCUGUGAGGGGCCUUGUCCUUGUUCCUACUAAGGAGCUGGCAAGGCAGGCCCAGUCCAUGAUCCAGCAGCUGGCCUCCUACUGUGCUCGAGAUGUGAGAGUGGCUAAUGUCUCAGCCGCUGAAGAUUCAGCUUCUCAGAGAGCUGUGUUGAUGGAGAAGCCAGAUGUGGUGGUGGGGACCCCAUCCCGGAUAUUAAACCACUUGCAGCAGAAAAACUUGAAACUCCAGGACUCUCUGGAGCUGCUGGUAGUGGACGAAGCUGACCUUCUUUUUUCCUUUGGCUUUGAGGAUGAACUCAAGAGUCUUCUCUGUCACUUGCCUCGGAUUUACCAGGCUUUUCUCAUGUCGGCCACUUUCAAUGAGGAUGUGCAAACCCUGAAGGAGCUAGUGCUACAUAACCCGGUUACUCUCAAGUUACAGGAGUCCCAGCUGCCGGGGCCAGAUCAGCUCCAGCAGUUUCAGGUGGUCUGUGAGACUGAAGAAGACAAGUUCUUGCUGCUGUACGCUCUGCUCAAGCUGUCCCUGAUCCGGGGCAAAGCACUUCUCUUUGUCAACACUCUAGAGAGAGGCUACCGGCUCCGUCUUUUCCUGGAGCAGUUCAGCAUUCCCUCCUGCGUGCUCAACGGGGAGCUCCCACUGCGCUCCAGGUGCCACAUCAUCUCACAGUUCAACCAAGGCUUGUAUGAUUGCGUCAUAGCCACAGACGCAGAAAUCCUGGGACCCCAAGUCAAAGGCAAGCGGCGAGGCCGCGGGUCCAAAGGAGACAAGGCGUCUGAUCCCGAGUCAGGUGUGGCCCGGGGCAUAGACUUCCACCAUGUGUCUGCCGUCCUAAAUUUUGACCUUCCUCCCACUGCAGAAGCCUAUGUCCACCGAGCUGGCAGGACAGCUCGAGCCAACAACCCAGGCAUAGUUCUGACCUUCGUGCUGCCCACGGAACAGUCUUCUUUGGGAAAGAUCGAGGAGCUUCUCAGUGGAGAGGGCCAGGCUCCCAUCCUGCUUCCCUACCAGUUCCAGAUGGAGGAGAUUGAAAGCUUUCGCUAUCGCUGCAGGGAUGCCAUGCGCUCCGUGACGAAGCAGGCCAUUCGAGAGGCAAGGCUGAAGGAGAUCAAGGAGGAGCUUCUGCACUCAGAGAAGCUCAAGACAUACUUUGAAGACAACCCCAGGGACCUCCAGCUGCUACGCCAUGAUCUGCCCUUGCACCCGGCAGUGGUGAAGCCUCAUUUGGGCAAUGUCCCCGACUACUUGGUUCCUGCUGCUCUUCGUGGCCUUGUACAUCCUCGAAAGAAACGGAAAAAGAUGCCCUUCUCUAGAAAGGCUAAGAAGGUGAAGACCCAGAACCCGCUGCGUGACUUCAAGCACAGGGGGAAGAAGCCUAAACCCACAACAAAGCCUUCUUGAGGUUGCCUGAGCCUGGGGACACUGAAUUGGGCAUCCUGGCCUGUGUGGAGUGGGCUGCCCACUCCUUGUGGGCACAUUCUGGUGCUUGCUGUUUGGACAGACUACUUUGAGGAAGCAGCUUUGGACACCCCGUCACCUUGGCACUGCUGGGCUGCCAUGUUGUCCGUUAGCAGAAUAAAGAUUCCGUCUGCUCCAGGC